CAGUGUGAGCUAAUGUCUCCUCAAAGCCAGUGCUGACUUCAAACUGGCUUCAGGAACUCCCAGGGUUAGUCCAAGAGUUGAGAGAGUUCUCAAAUGAGAGCUCUUGUCGGCCUCUCAAAAGACCAAGAGAGAUUGUUGUUGUACUCUAAGUCCUGCAGGGUUGACUACAUUGCACAGUUGUUUUAGAAUUUAGAAUUACAAAAUUAUAGAACGGUCUGGGUUGGAAGGGACCUAAACCUCUUCUAGUUCCAACUCUCUGCCAUGGGCAUGGCUACCUUCCACUAGACCAGGUUUUCCAAAGCCUCAUUCAGCGUGGCCUUGAACACUACCACCACGGAUGUUACUUUCUUCCACAUGUUAUCUUCCAGCCCGCACAGAGGGUCAGCUGAGAUUUCUGGAGAGAAACUACUUUAAGGUUUACAUCAUCAGUAGGACUAAAAGCAAAACAAAAACCGCCAAAGAGGGAAAGAAAGUUUAAAAACACGUGCCAGCCCAAAGCUGCUUUCCAAAAUGAUGCAUUAUCACAACAUUGAUACUGUGCAAGAAGCCUGGAGAGAAGGAAUGAAGACGUUGUUUUGCUAGAACAAUGCUCAACAUGCUCCAUUCCCGGAGGAGCCUUUAUUCCAUCCCUGGCCUCGCUUCCCGGCUCUAUCCCCCGCUCCAGCGGACCGGCACAGCCGGGGCCCCGGGGCGGCACCGCGGGCCCGUCCCGCAGCGCUCGGGGGUGGCGCCGGGCGUCCUCGCGUCGUUCCAAACGUGCCGUCUGCUCGGCAGCUGGCCCUGAGCCACGUUUACUUCUUGACGGAAUAUCGAGGGACUCCGGGCCUCACUGACCGCCCGCCUGCCUGAUCAACCACGGGGCUCUGUCGUGACUUGGGUUUUAGGGCGGCCCCGCCCCGCGCGGCCAUGGCGGCGGGAGCGCGGCGGCGGCAGCUCCCGGCCUGGAUGGGAGCGGCGGGGGACGAGCGGGCGGCGGCGGCCCCGGCCCCCAAGGCCGUGCGGCGGCGGGCGGCGGCGGGGCGCAGGCCGGCGGCGCUGUACUGCAUGAACGAGGCGGAGCUGGUGGAGGUGGCCCUGGCCGUCCUGGCCGAGGUGAGCCGGGACCUCCGCGGGUGGGGACGCGGCCCUGGCCGUACCCGAGCACGGCCGGGCGGCAGGGCUCCGGAGGAUGGGCAGGGAGCGCUGCUGCCCGCGGCUCCCUGCAGGCCCCGCUCCAGGCGGGUCGGAGGGCGCUGCCGGGUGCCUCAUGGCUCUCCCGGGCCUCUCCUCCUGUCCCAGCGGGCGGGCCUGGCGAGGCGCGGCUCAGGGCAUGGUGGGCUGCCCUCCUAGUUCUUGGGGUGCUCGCGGCCUGAAGUCACGCACGGCCGGCCUGUUGUUUUCCCUCUGGUCGGAAUCCACAGUGCGAGGAAAGUGAAGAGAAGGCCCGGUCCAGGAGCGAAGAAGAGCAGGAGCUCCCACCAACACCUGACGAGGCUCCUGGAAGCACGGCCAACACGGAUGAAGGCAGUGAGCACGGUCCGGCACUUCCAUCCCCUCCUGGUGCUGGUGCUGACGCAGAGAGGACAGGCGGGAAGGACUCUGAGGACGAUGUCCUGAAAUACGUCAGGGAGAUCUUUUUCAGCUAACAGCUUCUCUCUGAAUUCCCAGGAGAAGAGGGCACAAUGGGGAGCGUGUCUCCUCCCGCGGCCCUGAGAGCGGUGGGAGGAGGGACUGGGGGGGGCUGUGCAUCCAUCUGCUGUGUUGGUGCCCUGUGUAGCUGGUAGGAUACCCAUGAAGGCCACAGGGACAAAGGAAGGAGGUACACAGUUCUCCCACGCUGUGCUGGGCUCAGGGGGAUUUUUGGGUCCAGGUGUGUUUGUUUCUGUUCCACAUUUCAGAGCAUGGACAGAUUAAAGAGGACAUUUGGAUUUCUGUGA
Poecile atricapillus (Black-capped chickadee) is the source of this 1916-nucleotide messenger RNA. RefSeq names its product cell cycle regulator of non-homologous end joining-like. Gene Ontology annotation, biological process: negative regulation of double-strand break repair via nonhomologous end joining; double-strand break repair via nonhomologous end joining. The transcript is spliced from 2 exons. The record is from RefSeq and is a predicted model, not a curated record. Gene Ontology annotation, cellular component: cytoplasm; nucleus. The coding region runs from base 907 to 1329 and encodes 140 amino acids. Lineage: Eukaryota; Metazoa; Chordata; Aves; Passeriformes; Paridae.